Molecule: messenger RNA, 6776 nt
Organism: Syngnathus typhle (broad-nosed pipefish)
Lineage: Eukaryota; Metazoa; Chordata; Actinopteri; Syngnathiformes; Syngnathidae
Gene: mbnl3
Product: muscleblind-like splicing regulator 3
Exons: 7
Coding region: 849-1868 (339 amino acids)
Molecular function (GO): metal ion binding
Source: RefSeq, a predicted model, not a curated record
CACGUUAGAUUCCCUGGUGGGCCGAAUAUUUUUUCUCUCUCUCUUUCUCUCUCUCUCUCUCUUUCUCUCGCUCUCUCUCUCUCGCUCUCUCUCUCACUGGCUGAAUGAAGGCAUACAGUCGCCGCCGCCUUUCCUGUUUAUUCCUGCCGCCCUCCCUCUUUCGUUCGGCAGGUCCCCUCCUUGUCUGUUUGUCGUCGCUUGUUUCUUUCCUCCCCUUCCUACCUCGUGGUCCUCAUCAGCACCCUCCUUCUCUUCCGCCUUCAACGCCGCACAAUCUUUAGCUGGCAGUGCUCCAUUUCUUCUGUUAGCCAACGCGUUUUUCGGGCCGUUUAUUAAGCCACGGAGACCAGGAAGGAACAUAUGCAAACGGGCCUAAAGUAAGACGUGGAAGUGGGACGUGAGGAGUCGUUUUAUACCCUUUUUUUUUCCCCCUGGAUGAGGGCGUCACGGUGCCCGCUAGCCUGGAAUGCAGACUCCAUUUGAACAAGCUGCACCUAUUUGUCUUGGACGUUUCAAGGACGCGGACCUGCCAAGUGACUUUUUGGGACAAACGCGCACUGCGGUGACUGCUUCUGUCUCAGCAUGUUGACGUGAAUGGAGUAGCGACGCAGGGUGGGCCUGGCACUGGCACCCCACCUCCACAUCCCCUCUCCACUAUGCCACACAUGAUAUCCCCCGAGUAGUUUAGUUUAUUCGCCCCCCCCAUGGACUCUGCUAUCUCAUCCCUGUCCAACUUCAGCUGUUACUUUUCCCAGGAAGAGCCAAUAAAACACAGCACAGAAAUCCCCGCGGACAUUUUCCAUCCGCGCAUCGUCGUUUCCAGUUGCUCCAAGUGAGUUUGCUCGGUCAUGGCGGUGAGUGUGAGCCUGGGCCGGGACACCAAAUGGCUGACCCUGGAAGUGUGCCGCGAGUACCAGAGAGGCACCUGCUCGCGCUCGGACGCCGAUUGCAAGUUUGCCCACCCGUCGCGUAGCUGUCAUGUGGACAACGGCAGAGUCAUCGCCUGCUUCGACUCGCUCAAGGGCCGCUGCGCGCGAGAGAACUGCAAAUACCUGCAUCCUCCGCCACACCUCAAAACCCAGCUGGAGAUUAACGGCAGGAACAACCUGAUCCAGCAGAAGGCCGCUGCCGCCAUGUUGGCUCAACAGAUGCACUUCAUGCUACCUGGAGCGCAACUGCAGCCUAUGACAACGUUCUCUGUGACUCCCUCGCUGGCGAAUAGUCCCAGUAUGCCAUUUAGUCCCUACCUAAACCACAUGGGCCCGAGCAUGGGCUUGAUGCCUGACCUGCUGCCCAGCACUUCCCUGCUGGUCCCCGGAAGUCCAACCGGCCUGUCUGCCAUGGGCAAUGCUGCGGCCCCGCCCAAACACUCCCGCACCGAUAAGCUGGAGGUUUGUCGCGAAUUCCAGCGUGGGAACUGCACUCGCGGGGAGAGCGACUGUCGCUAUGCGCACCCCCUAGAGGCCGCCAUGGUGGAUUGCAAUGAGAACUGUGUAAUCGUUUGCAUGGACUACGUGAAGGGACGCUGCGGCCGGGACAAGUGCAAAUACUUUCACCCUCCUACUCACCUGCAGGCCAGGAUCAAGGCUGGACACAAUACGGCUUCUGCCGCCUUGGGUGUUCCGGCAGGAGGCGUGCAGUCGCUACCAAAGAGGCAAAUGUUGGACAAGAGCAACGGCGCCCCCGUCUUCAACCCAAACAUGUUCCACUACCAGCAGGCCCUUGCCAGCAUGCAGCUGCAGCAGCCGGCCUUCAUCCCCACUGUUACCAUGAUGCACGGCGCCCCCGCCUCCUCCUCCGCCGUUUCGUCGGCCUCCAGCGCAGUCGCCGAUGUUCCUUUCACUGAAUCCGCCACCUCCGAUCAGUAGAGCUUUCUGAACUUGUGACUCCCGAUCCGGUGGAGCUCCAGUGCAUCCCCAUGAAUAUGGAGGCCCACCUGUAUCCUGUUCCCAAACUGCUGAUGGGGGCUCUCGUGGCCUUGGAUUCAGUAAGCCUUUCUCCAAAUGCUACUUAAGGCCCUACCCAACCCCUCCAAAAAAAAUAAAAGACAAAUGUGUGCCUCUUUAACUGCACGCCAACUUUAGAGGUUGCGCCCAAGGGACGCCACCUUCUUCUCAGCCAUAAUAACCGACACCUUAAAAGUGCACCAGAUGUGCAUGCUAACUGAGCCGGAACAAGAGUUGGCUAAGUCCAUUUUUGUUUUUUUGCAGGAAAGGGAUUUAAAGUUUUAUGGUGGUGGACAUUGAUUUUUUUUUUUUUUUUAAUAAUUUAUCAUUUUUUGACAGAAAUGGUUCUUGUUCUUACAUUUUACAUUAUAAUUUUGGACUGACCAUUUUAUAUAUUCAUAUGAGAUCAUAUUGUGACAUUGUAAUCCACGACCAAGGGACUGUCAUCAUCUUCAAUGUCAUAGUAUCAUCUCGAUCAGAAGUGAUAAAAAACUGCUCCUUCUCCUUAAAAAAAUGAGGGGUAAAUGUGGGGAAAACAUUAAAAUAUCAUAUAAAUAAAUAUUGGGGGUAAAAAAAUAUCAACUGUACUUUGCGGUUGUUAUCCCACUAAUCACCACUAAAUAGCAAACGCCUACUUUCUUUUGAUUCGUCUACAAAUCUUGGAAGCUCACUUUUGAAGCUACGGAAAUGAAAGUUGGCCCAGUGUUUCACUGGUAGCUUCAGAAACGCGCUAAUAGCAAUUGUGGACUUGAAAACUUGAUUUUGACCAGUAUUCAUCUGAAUAUGACAACAAUGGCGUUAGCCCACUCUGGUUCUUGGUAGCUCAACAAAAUAUAAGACACAGACAAAGAAGAGGAAAGGAUAGUUAGACUCAUCUCAAAGCCAACCUUGUGAAUGUUGAUAACCAACGGAGGGAAGAUGGAGUCGAGUUGAAUGACAGACUUCUGACAAACUAUCACAAUGUGUUUGCGGAUGGCCUUGCGUGUAAAUCCUUCUACGUUUCAUUUGUGCGAUAUUCACUUGUGCUUAUAAUGUUGACUUCAUUGGGAUUUUAAUUUUAGCUGCAGAGGAGACGUCAUGCAAACGCAAAACAAUGUUCAGGGAACACACGCUCACUGUCAUAUAUUUAAAAAAAAAAAAAAAAAACGAAAGUGUAUGGGAUUGGUACAAAGCCAUGAUAUCGAGAGAUUAUCAAUUAUGAAAAAAAGUAUUUACCCUGUAUGACGGUGGUGCUCAAACCCCUGUUGUAUAAAAAAAAUAACUAAGAUGAAUAGAAAAGAAUUUGAUCAUAAUAGAUCACAUAUAAAUGAUAACUACUGUAGUCGUAAAAAAUGAUGGCAGGUGCAGAAAUGAUUGUGUUAGACUUUUAUUGCAUUAUUAUUAUUGUUGUUGGUUUUAUACUUGAAAGGCAGUUAAGAAUGUUGACAUGUUACUUCCAACAUUGCCUGGACAGUUGGACCAGUUUAAGUGGAUUGGUUCUAUUUUCCUACGGGAAAGUUAUGUUGAAAAAAGCGUCCAUUAUAGUUGUGUACAGCUAAAAAAAAAAAAAAAAAAAAGCCAUUCACAGUAACGUUUGUGUUUCACUCAGUCUAUCUAUAAACAUAUCCUACUAUAUACACAAUAGAAUACUGAAUCAUUCAAUCAUCAUCAAUUAACUGAUCACACGGGUGACAUUAUGGCAACGGUUUUGUGUUCAAUGAAGAUUGUAAAAGCUACAUUUUGAUCUCAAGACAAAAAAAAAAAAAGUGACUUUACCAUGCUGACGUUAGACUGAAUGCAAACACUUCAAUCGGGCCAAAGUCAUCCACUAUUAUAUGCAAGGAACUGCACCAUUUAAUGCAAUGCUGGAUUCAAAUGUACAUAUUCACUUUUUAAAUGUCAUUUUCGUUCUGUUUAAAAAGUUUUGGGGUUUAAUGUUUGACAUCAUAGAAUCCAUUCCUGUGUUUGAUGGCCCUCAAAGGGCGCUUGAAACUUGAAACAAGAUCCCAUCGUUUUGUCAAAAGACUUUAAAGAUGAACAAAAUUUGCAAAGGAAUUAUUUUAGUUGGGUGGACAUUGUGUGUCAAUUGUAGCUUGCAAAAUCCCUUCAAUCUAAAUUGUAACGUGCCUCUUUCAAAUGGAUUCAUUGUCCCUAUACUUUAAGAUAAAAUGUUGGAUUUUGUUGUCACGCAUUACAUGAGAACACUUUUUAAGGCAGCUGUGCUGUUUUAUUGAGUGUCAGUGUGGUAGGUUAGUAUGUGAUGAUGAACGGCAUAGGAGGCGUUUUAAUAAAUCAUGUCUCUGUUUUGGUGAAUGUAUCCAACCCUUGGAUGCGAAUAGUGGCCCUGUAAAAAAUGCUGACAUAGAUUUACGAAAUCACUUUGUUGCCACGCAGAAAAGAUGAUUUAAUUUUAUUUAUAUGGCAUUGGUCGAUGUAUCAGGGAGCUAAUGGGGAUUUUUGAAGUCAAUACUUUAUUUUUGUUUAAAAAACAAAAAUAUAAACAGUGGUGACAGACAGUCCACAAGUCUUCUUUUUUGGGGGGUAGGGGUCGCUCGCUGUGCUGGCCGAUGUCCACCCUCUACGAAUGUGUGACCUUCACCUUGUUUGCACUUAUGUAUAUAUUAGAGAACUGUCUGACUAUCCCUCCAAAUGUUUAUUUUGAAUAAAUUUAGACAAAAGCGUCUAAAAUAAUCGUCAACCAGUGUAUUGUUAAUAUUACUGUACGUCUAUUGAGUACAGUGGAACGCUUUUACUUAAUAUUCUUUUCUUUAAGUGUGUAUUAUUUUUGGACUUAUGUAAUGCUUUUUUUUUUUUUAUUAUUUAAAAGAGGCUGUUAAAUUUGAAUCAAAUCCUACGUCGGUGUCAAAUAAUUGAGAGGAAUUUGAAAACUCAACGACUGUUGUGUCUCUAGCAAUAUGACUAAAAUGUAAAUUGGACCUGUUGUAGCCUAUUGCUAAUCUAUGCUAGCGCAUAAGUAAAGUUCUAAUUACGGUAAAUAUUUGUAUUUUCUUUAAUGCCUUGAUUAUUUAAUGAAUGACUCCUAACUAUUUGGUGGGGGUGGGCAUUUGACAGCAGCAACAUAACUCGAAUAUGUGCUUUAUUUGGUAGCCUCCCACUUAUGUAUGCUAACCUAAAGUCAGAAUCUGUGUAAAUAGACGUACGGAAAACAUCUUUAGGCCAGGAUGUAGCCAGCAAACUAUCUGAAAUUCAUUGCAUGCACGGCCAACGUGUUGAUAAUUUGCCUCAUAGGAUCCCUUGGUAGCUGUUGCUGGCGGGUGGCUAGUGGAGGACUCCCGAGAGACUGUUGAUAUUAGUCCAUAUCAACGACAUCACUAGAUUGGGGGCGUCAGAAACACUAAAUUGAGCACGUUCUCCCAAAACUUUGAAUUUUACUCUGCGUUUUUGCCACAGUCGCAGCGUUUAGAUGUCCGCUCUUUCUUUUUUUGCUCCUGCAGCCAGCUGUUUUGUUUCAAUAGCGCUGCCCCCGGCUAGAGUGAGUCAUCCUGAUGAAUUGUUUCACAGCCCUCCAACAUAUGAACACUAGUGCUGACAGGGAAGGGAUGGAAAGCCAUUUGAUCAUUUAGCCCGUAUCUUUGAGGCCCAGGUUAAGUAAGCUGCUUGUCCUCAUAAAUAAGACAGCAUAGUGCACUAGUAGAACAACGGUGUCUUACUAGUAGUACGGAUUUUUGGAUGACUAAUGCCUGCUGGUACACCAUACAAUUAAACUGGUACCCCAUGUAAACAACUGUGCUAAAUUAGUAACACCACUAGAAACUAGUCCACCCUUUGUACUCAAUAAGAAGACUUUUUAGUGAACUAGUACAAUGACUGUGCCUUACUAAUAAUCUUUUUUCUACCACUAGUUCCACUUUUGACCUCUUGUGCCCAAUUAAACCUUACUGAUAAAUGACUGCUGUGCUAGUAAUACUACUAGGUCCAAAUUAUAGGCAUGUCAUGCACUAGUAGCCUACUGAACCCUACUAGUAGACAAAUGGCCUGUUAUUGAGCAGAAAUGUUAUACAGCAACUCGUGGUCUCUACUAAUGUACUGAUUUGUCCCGAUGCACUUGAUAUCAGCUGAGUGUCCAUGUACUAGUAGGACAAGCAUGCCACUAGUAGUGACAGAAAAAGAUUACUGAAUCGCUAAUCAUUUUAAUCGCCCACCCUAGUUCUACUGGUGUGCCGAAAUGUCCCACUGCAUUGGUGGGGAAAACAUACCUACUAAGACACAGUCAUUCUACCAUUGCGCUGAAUUUUUUUUACUAAUGAGUGCAUACAAGUGUAUGGACUUUAACUAGUAGUUCAACUUUGACAUACUUGUAGAACCUUGUGCUAUUAGUGCAGCAAAACUUCACGAGUUGAUAAUUGGCUGCUAUUAGUUUAGUAGUUCUACUAUGAUAUAAAAUUCUACCAUUACCGUUAACGUCCUGUGCUUCACUAGUAGUACACAGACUAGUCAACUAGUGUCGUUUUGCCUCACUGAUAGCAUAGUUGUCCUAAUAGUAUGUCAAACUUGUCCUGCGACUGAGACAAAGUAGUAGCACGCAGAACUAUGUGUGCCUUUAGGACACAGUAGUGGUUUUCUGUUCAUAUUGUCUGUUUAUUUUGAUACUUGUGUCCAAAAUAUUCAAGGAACAUACCAAGUUGUAGUUGGGAAGUUUGAGAAUAAGCCAUAUACCAGGAAAAACUGCUGUUUAUUGUUUGCCUCUGUUUCUUCUUCUUGUGCUUUUUACAUGCCACGCUACUUGUCAAUUGUAUACAUUGUUGUUAUGAUUGUUAUUAUGACGAAGGUACCGUGCCUAUUAUUCUGCACUUUCUGUUUGACCUUUAAUAAAUACACAUUGUGAUCUCA